AGAGUAGAUGAAGCCAAGCUGCAAAACAGAAUUGGAAGCCAAAAACCAAGCUUUUCCAGGAGACGUGGUCACUGAUGCAAGCAUACCCAAAAUUAUUCCAAUUGACUUACUUAACGCCAUUGCAACCCAAUAAUUUACAAAUUUUCAAACUCAAAACCUUGCCAAACCAUCCCUUCUUAUACGCCAUCAAUUCCAAUAUUCUCAGUCCCAUAUCCUUUCCCAAACCCCCAUACACCACCAUGGACAAAAAAUUGUUAGCCCUCGUUCUUGCAUCCUUCCUCUUCUUCCUCUUCUUCAAUACGCCGGAUUCUCAUGCUGCGAGUAAUGAUUAUAUCCGCCAUCCCCCUCGCCAGCUCGUUGCCACUCCUCAUCAAGGAUCCAAAUCUGACCCUCAACAAGUUCAUGUUUCACUGGCGGGGAAAGAUCACAUGAGAAUUUCGUGGGUCACGGAUGACAAAAAUGUGGAAUCUAAGGUUGAAUACGGAAAGCAACCGGAGAAAUAUAAUGCGGUGGCGACCGGAGAGAACACGGAGUACGAGUACUUCUUUUAUACCUCCGGUACGAUACACCAUGUUAAGAUCGGACCUUUGGAACCGGCGACUACCUAUUAUUACAGGUGUGGAGGUCAGGGGCAGGAGUUCUCCUUCAAGACUCCUCCUGCAACGUUUCCCAUCGAAUUUGCGGUGGUUGGUGAUCUUGGACAAACUGAAUGGACGGUAUCAACACUAGCACACGUAGGCAGUGAGGACUACGACGUGUUCCUAUUACCCGGCGAUCUAUCUUAUGCGGACUUCCAACAGCCGCGAUGGGACUCCUUCGGCCGCCUGGUGGAGCCUUACGCCAGCCGCCGCCCCUGGAUGGUGACGGAAGGCAACCACGAAGUUGAGAUGAUCCCAAUCAUAUACCCCCACGGUUUCAAGGCCUACAACGCCCGCUGGAAAAUGCCGUUCGAAGAGAGUGGAUCUACAUCAAAUUUGUACUACUCAUUUGAUGUUGCGGGAAUCCACAUUUUGAUGUUGGGGUCGUACGCAGAAUUUGAUCAUGAUUCGGCGCAGUAUCGGUGGCUGGUGGAGGACUUGGCGAAAGUGGAUAGGAAGAAAACGCCGUGGGUGGUGGCGCUGUUGCAUGCGCCAUGGUAUAAUACCAAUUCGGCGCAUCAUGGGGAAGGAGAGAGCAUGAGGAAAGCCAUGGAAGAGGUGCUGUACAAAGCUCGAGUGGACGUGGUUUUUGCUGGGCAUGUUCAUGCAUAUGAACGAUUUACAAGGAUUUAUGAUAAGAAGGCUGAUCCAUGUGGUCCAGUGUAUAUAACCAUUGGAGAUGGUGGGAACCGUGAGGGACUAGCAAUGAAGUUUAAGGAGCCAGGUUCACCGCUUUCCCUGUACCGGGAGCCAAGCUUUGGCCAUGCACGACUGAGGAUGCUGGAUGAGACGCGGGCGCAUUGGUCGUGGCACCGCAACAACGACACCGACGCCUAUGUGGCUGACGAGGUGUGGCUAGAGAGUUUGAGCACAAACGCUGCAUGUUGGGACACAACAACCCCUACCAAAGACGAGCUUUAAAUCAAACCAGACCUUCUAAACUCAAGUCCAAUUCAGUAUUUGCUUGCAGCAACUGUGACGAAAAGUCAGCACGUGGUCGGUCGCUAUCCAUCUUGUAAAAUAAAGUAUAUUUAUUUGUGUCGUUUUUCUAAUAAUUUACGAAACACUGUAGAUCUAAUGAAUAUGGAUUUUAUUAUCUUUAUUUAGUUUACCUAUUUGAUGCUCUACCUUUGAACAACAAGUGCAUGUUAUGAAAAUAAUUACUAUUUCUCAUU
This is a messenger RNA of Rubroshorea leprosula, 1813 nucleotides long. Lineage: Eukaryota; Viridiplantae; Streptophyta; Magnoliopsida; Malvales; Dipterocarpaceae. The record is from the annotation of a GenBank genome assembly.